GUAUUUUGCGUCAUCAUGCCUCACUGUGCGUCCAGACGCGUCGCGCACGUCACGGCGCGUCAUCUGAGCGACGCACCACGUGACCGCACGGAUAUAUCGAGCGCCGACUUUCUAAAGAGUUUUUUCACUUGCAACGGAGACGAUCGGAAAAUGGCGCUCAAGAGAAGCAGGGCUCAUCAGCAGAGCAGGGCACAACGAAAAGCAGCCAGGGACAAGAUGCAGGUUCUGCAGGUUGAGGUCAAGGAGGAGGAGGCUGUACAUUGGGACUAUGAUUAUGCUGAGGAUAGUGAUGUCUCAUUUGAGAUCAAGAGGAAGAGGCAAAUGGUAACCGAGCCCUAUGAAUUCAGCAGGGAACAAGAGGGGGAACUGGUAGAUUGGUAUCGGGACAACCCUGAGCUGUAUGACAAAAACCACAGGCAGUUUAGGAAUACAAAGCGAAGGUUCAUGAUGCUUGAGGACAAGGCAAAGGAGUUCCCUGGCUGCACGUGCGACCAACUGUGCCAAUUCUAUAAGGGCCAGAGGACAAUGUACGGCAGGCUGACACGCAGUUUGCACAAGUCUGGCUCGGGCCGUAGAUUUGUGACCGAGAGGCAGCAGUGGAUAGUGGAAAAAUGGGGGUUUAUAAAUGACCAUAUCGUUCGAGUGGAGCCGAACCAGAGCACCAGGAAGGAGAGACCACAGCGUGCCAUCUCCAGUGAGGGUGAGCUUGAUCCGCAUGAGCGACCUUCUGGAUCCACCACCCCGACCAGCCAGGAGUACAGCACGAGGAAGCCGACCAUUGUCAUCCCCACUGCAGGCUGCAGCAUAACUGCAGCUAGUCAGCGGAUGAUCAAAGAAAUCGUGCAACAGGCAAAGGCAACAACAGACACCAUGAUCACUAUGACACAGCCAAAGACAUCACACGAGAGGAUAGUUGAAACCUUCUCAGCGUUCUUAACACAAGAGAUGCUCCUCAUUCCUGAAAGCGAGUGGGUUAGCUUCUCCAUGGAGGCCUUUGCCUUGGCAAGGGCCCACAGAUUCCCUCAGCCGCAUUGAUGGGACCACAGCACACGGCGUACCCACCGAUGGCAAGCGCACCCAACAUCAGGGCACCAGCUCAACGCCACAUCGGGCAGCAAUGACUUCCACAGACAAUACCAGGCAGCUUCCAAGAAGAGCCUAUCAGGGAAGCCCAGCUGGACCCCAGGAAUACACCCAUCACCAUGACACCAACAUUUCCAGCCAGAUUAGAGAGUCAGGACUGAAGUGUGAACCUGAGUCUGAAUCUCACUGGUCAUUUGGCUGCUGAUAGCCGGGGGCAAAGUUCCCAUAAAGAAUGAACAGUACAAAAGUACAUAAAUGUACAUUAUUACGAUAUCUGAAAUUAUGUUCUUCCUAAUGUGGAAAAACAAAUCUUUUGAAAUUAUUUUUUAAGAAAUAAAUUGUUUAUUGCUCUUUAUAUUUAUUGUAAAUAAGUUCAUUUCCAAUGUAAUUAUUAUACUUCAGUGUAAACCUUUUUGUGUUGUGGAAAAAAAAGCUGUUUGUUCGACUAUCAAUAAAAUUCUGGACA
Molecule: messenger RNA, 1549 nt
Organism: Leucoraja erinaceus (little skate)
Lineage: Eukaryota; Metazoa; Chordata; Chondrichthyes; Rajiformes; Rajidae
Exons: 5
Coding region: 16-1035 (339 amino acids)
Biological process (GO): regulation of transcription by RNA polymerase II
Cellular component (GO): transcription regulator complex; nucleus
Source: RefSeq, a predicted model, not a curated record